AUGUCAGACUCCAUGCUUUACCAUGCCGGCUUCAAGUUUACUCCUACGAUUCACAAUGAUACUUACGACUUCAUCUCGACAAAAUCUCAGAACCUAAAAGGUAAACGUGUCUUUCUGACUGGUGCUUCCAAGGGCAUCGGCAGGGAGACAGCUCUCUCCCUCGCUCGUGCUGGUGCUUCUAGUAUCGCUCUUGGUGCUCGCAGCUCACUGUCAGACCUCGCAACUGAGGUUGAGAAGGCGGCUGAGGAAGCUGGCCAUGCUGUCCCUAAGGUUAUUAGCAUCAAACUUGAUGUAACAGAUGUCUCGAGCACCGAGCAAGCAGCCAAGACCGUCAAGAGCGAAUUCGGAGGUCUGGACUUUCUAUUCAACAACGCCGGAUACCUCGAAGACUUCAAGAAAAUAGGAGAGAGUGACCCUGAUGAGUGGUGGAAAACACAAGAAGUCAAUAUCAAGGGCCCUUACCUGGUAGCUCGCGCUUUCAUUCCUCUUCUGCUCGACACCAAGGAUGGCGACAAGACUAUCAUCAACACCAGCUCCAUUGGUGCACACGUCAUCAUGCCUGGAGCAAGCUCAUACCAAUCAUCCAAACUCGCACUUCUCAGACUCGGCGAAUUCAUUGGAGCAGAAUAUAGCGAAAUUCUUUGUUACGGUAUACAUCCAGGAGGCGUGAUGACCGAGCUGGCGUCCCGCAUGCCACAGGAAUCUCACCAUCUGCUCCAGGACAUGCCAGCACUGGCUGGUGAUACUGUUUCGUGGCUUAUCAACGAGAAGAGAGAGUGGUUGGCUGGCAGAUACGUGAGUGUGACAUGGGACAUGGAGGAAUUCUUGGAUAAGAAGGAUGAAAUUGUCAAGAAGGACUUGCUAAAGGUCCGCAUGAUUGUCGACUAA
Aureobasidium vineae is the source of this 888-nucleotide messenger RNA. NCBI's taxonomy places the organism in Eukaryota, Fungi, Ascomycota, Dothideomycetes, Dothideales, Saccotheciaceae. The record is from the annotation of a GenBank genome assembly.